AUGAAAGGACAUCCUAUCAUAUACAUUAUUUGGUUUCUACAUAUUUUCCAUGUUAAUUUGGCUUAUUUCCACACUCCAUCAUAUCUUGAAUUUAAACCACCGGAUGUUUCUAAGACUUUUGGAUUCUCAAUUGGAUAUCAAUCAAAAACUAAUAGCUUAGUGGUGGGUGCGCCUCUGAGUAAUAGAGAUGGUAAGGUUUACUCAUGUUCCAUCGCUGAUCUUAAAAGAAAAACUACAAUCUGUAAGGACAUUGGAAUCGAUAUAGACAAAUAUGCUGGAAAUUAUAACAGAAGUGCCAGCCCUGAUCAAAAUUUUUGCCUGGGAGCUACUAUAUCUGUGGCGCCAGAUUAUUUCUUGACUUGUGCUCCAUUGUGGACUCAAUUAACAUUAAAUCGAAAAACGUGGUUUGGAGCUUUGGGGACAUGUUUCUUAUCUGAUGGUACAAAUAUUACCAGAUAUUUUGGUUUAACUGAACAAUAUUUUGACAUGCAAUCGGGCAAGACACUUUCGUAUGCCAGGCCCAGAAUAGUGAAUAUAUACGGUGGUAUCGGUUGGAGUACUUUAUCAGAUCCACUUAACAAAAUUAUUCUCAUUGCAAAGCCUAUGCUUGAAAGCAGCAUAAGUUAUAUAGACAUGGAUCAACCAUUAAAACCAGCUAUUGUAGUUAAUUUUCGGGGUCUCUUCAAUGGCUAUGGUUAUAAAGGACAAAGUUUCGCAAUUGGCAAGUUCUUCGAUAUCAAGACGACGUUAUAUGCUAUUAGUAUGAUUAGUGUAACUAAGCUUUAUGGCGCGAUUGGUUUCCUUUACUACGACAGUUUGUCAAAAACUAUAUCCGUUAUGCAAAAUAAUAGAGAUGCUAUUUUCAUAGAAGAUGAUGCGGUUGGAUCGAUGUUUGGUGCAGCAUUACAUAGUGUUGAUAUGAAUUCUGAUAGUUUUGUAGAGUUACUGGUCGGUGCGCCUGCGCAGAGUAAUACAAUCGAAGGAUAUGAACAAGGUGCAGUCCACUUUUAUAUAGGAGGGGGAAAGGCUGAAAAAAGAAAUAAGGCAAAUCUCUGUAUAUAUGGAACCAAAGAUGGAUCAAGGUUUGGGACUUCUAUUGCUUCAAAUGAUUUGGACGGAGACAGUUUACCAGAAAUUUUUAUAAGUGCCCCAUACGAAGGUACAGGUGUUUUGUACGUAUUUUCUGGAAAAGAAAUUACGUCAUUAUUAAAUAAAGGUCGGAAUGUUUUGGUUCAAAUACACGAUUUGAAAGAUAUACAAUUAAUUAAAAAUACAGAUUUUAAAGCUCUUGGCAUCAGUCUUCAAUCUUUGGUAGACAUUGAUAAAGAUGGUGGAAAAGCGUUAGCAGUAGGUGCUAUGAAUAGUAACAAUGUAGCAGUAUACAGAAGUAUACCAUUUUUAAACGUUACUAUUUCUGCGAAGAUAAUUGGUAAAGACGUUGUAAGAGAACGAGAUAUGAACUUCUCUGUUAAAGUAACUGUGUCUGUAACUUAUCCAAUAAAGCCAAAAGUUAUCGAUGGAAAACUUUUUGUUAGAACAAACAUAAAUGGAGAAGGUGCUAACAUAAUAAAAUAUGAUAACGAAGUUAUACUUUCGAAGAACGUUUCCUUGUUUACGAAAUACGUAAUUGUUUCUUUUAUAAAUGAAGAACCAGGAUUCUUUAAAUUCACUGCCAAUGUUGAAUCGGAUGCAGAAAACUUAAAACGGAAAGAUUUCGAUACUUCGUUAUAUAAAAUUAGUUCAUACAGCAGGACGAGAUUUGCAUUUGAUUUUGAGCGUCGAUGUAAAGACGACUGUGUUCCUAAAUUGUCUUUGACUUUUGAUUGGACUGGCAGAGAGGAUGAAUAUUGGCUGGGUUCGAGUACAAAUGAAAAUAUGACAUUAUUAGUGCGCAAUGAUGGCAACACUACGUACCAGUCCUGUGCAAGAAUAAAAAUAACUGGAGCACAGUUUAAACUACCGGAAUGUGUCGUAGAGUCCGAUGCUUGGUACAGAUGUGAUUUUACAGAAAUAAACAGACAUGAGACGUAUCCUGUUGAUGUUAUAUUUGAUAUGAGUCAAACGACAAAUCGAGAUAAAGAACUAGAAGUAAAGGUGAUGCUGUAUAAUAAUUGCGCGGCGAUUGGCAACGCGACUUUAACGGACAAAAAAGUUAUUACAUAUUAUUUGGACACCAGUGACAUACAUCUCGAUGGGAUUCAAUACGAUCGAAACGUAACUGAUCUUGUCUUAGAAAAUACAGAAUCUCCUUUUAUAGAUCUUCAUGAAGUAUAUACUGCUACUAAUAAUGGAACAGUUAUCUGGAAAGACCUUAAUGCUAUCAUAGUCUUAAAUAAGGAAUCAUUUAUCAAAAAUUAUGUAGUCAUUUCGCCAGAAGAAUUAAUUGUUCAAGAAGAAAACACAGAAGAAUAUAUAAUAAUUACGUGUAUAUUUGAUCUGAAUCCGAAUUCGUCAAUAAAAAUUUUGACUACUUUGAACAUCAUAAAAGAGAAAAUUAUGGAUAAUUUAAUCGAUGGCGAGUUAAAAGUGACGUCAAAUUUUACCUUGUAUUUAAAUCCGACAGAUGAGAUUCUGAAUAAAUCAUUAACAACGACUGUCAAAUAUCAAGUAGAUACAAGUUUCGGCCACAACAAGAGUCUCAUCAUCUUGGUAUCUGUGUUGUUAGCGUUAUUCGUUUUGUACGUGGUCAUUAUGGUUCUACGAAAGGUUGGCUUUUUCAAAAGGGAAGAUAAGACCAAAUUGGAUGCUUUAAAGGAGGAAAUAAGGAGGGAGAGCAUAAGGAGAGAGAGCACUGCUGGUUUAGAAGUUGUAGAAAACGACAUACCUUUACAAGAUGGGAAUGUUGGGAAUGCUAGUGAUUCAGUCGCUUUAAUAGAAGAGGAAAAUCUC
Brenthis ino (lesser marbled fritillary) is the source of this 2889-nucleotide messenger RNA. The record is from the annotation of a GenBank genome assembly. NCBI's taxonomy places the organism in Eukaryota, Metazoa, Arthropoda, Insecta, Lepidoptera, Nymphalidae.